This is a messenger RNA of Caenorhabditis remanei, 1422 nucleotides long. RefSeq lists its product as uncharacterized. The record is from RefSeq and is a predicted model, not a curated record. Gene Ontology annotation, molecular function: metalloendopeptidase activity. Bases 1 to 1422 code for a protein of 473 amino acids. The transcript is spliced from 13 exons. Gene Ontology annotation, biological process: membrane protein ectodomain proteolysis. NCBI's taxonomy places the organism in Eukaryota, Metazoa, Nematoda, Chromadorea, Rhabditida, Rhabditidae.
AUGCGCGAAUUAUCAAUUAUUCUGGUUAUUAGCCUUUCUUUGUUUGGAAUUGUAUUGUCAUGGGAGGAGCAAAAUCACAUCGAAAAUGGAGCAGCAGUAUGGGGUGCAAAGGCCCCUGAUUACAGUCUGGCCUCCACUGAUCCUGGAACCACUAUUUUCAUCCGAAGCUUGAUUUUCGUAGAUAACAAAACGACAAAUUACUAUGAGUUUGACAUGUUACGUGUCAAGAAGAACAUUAUGGAGAUGGUAGACGAGGCCAAUCAGUACUUGAACCAACUCGGAGUUGGUCUAAUUGUUGUCGGGAUAUUGCAAACAAAUCGAGAAGAUCUCAGUCUACAGUCUUUCCAUGAAUACAGAAAUGCCAGAGUUCACAAACUUCCGCCUCACGAGUUUGCUACUCUUAUUUCUUACAAGUACGCUGGGGGACUGGCAUACGUCAACGGAAUGUGUUCAUCUCACUCAGUGUCUCUUUCAGGAUUCUAUCCAAAUGAGCCAAGGGCAAUGGGAUCGAUUUUCUUCCACGAGGUGGCUCACCUGGUUGGAGUUCCCCACCGAGAUGUUAAUGAAUCUCUCUAUGUGCCUAACUGUCAGUGUACACCUACAGAUUCGGCAAAAGAGGAUGGGUGUUUGAAAAUACCUGGUUUCGAUCACGAUUGCACAGUGCAACAAUUCGUCAACACAAUCUACAAGAACAAGUGCAUUCUAAAAGAACCGAUUUUCAAAGAGAGUGAGCCGGUCUGUGGAAAUGGAGUUCUCGAAGACGGUGAAGACUGUGAUUGUGGGUUGCCGGGUCGGUGUGCCGACCUCAAUUGCAAACCGCACACUUGCCGAUUCUUCAUGCAUCCGUUCUUUUUGGUUCUUGUUCUCGUGUCCUUCAUCUUUUUCUUCAUUGUUGCUACCUGGCUGAUUGUUCGAAACUAUACCGGAACAAUGCUAAACUGCUUCAAAAAGUACAAAUCGAAACACGAACGAGGAUCAGCAAGCCCAUAUACUAAUGGACAAAUCCAGAUUUUGGCUGCUAGCCCUUAUCAGAACAGAAAGAUGUCGCAUUCCUCGAUCUCGGGGAGCAACACAAUACUUGUUUCAAAUGAUUCUCGAUUUGCAACAAUCCAAAGACCGAAGGUUCCUCCGCCACCACCACCACCGAAAACCACCAUCCAAGUAGUGGCCCCUGGCGCUGGACAACCUUAUGAAACGAAUAAAGUAUUCGGAUCCUAUCGUGAAAGCUUCUAUGAUGACUUCUCAGAUGACGAAUUCGAAGAACCAGAAGUGCCAUCCGCAUACCCUCUGCCUCCUGGUGUGCCAACUUGCCCAUCAUAUCCACCAAAUGCUCCAAUAAACCGAGUAACGGUCGAACUCCAAUCCCCUCGUACCAAUAGCACUGCAACAACAUCCAAUUCUACAUCGUCCUUCUCAUUUUAA